GCGCAGCCAGCGGGACAUUGGGGAGGGGGCUGCGUGGGGGCAAUUCCUGCGUGUGUGUCCCCCCCUCCCCGAGCAAAACGGCCUCGAGCCGGAGCUGGGGCGAGCGUGCGGCCGCCGCUUAUUGGCAGGAGGACGGGGAGGCAGCGAGAGGAGGCAGUCAGGUGUGGAAGAGGCGAUGAGGGGAGGAAGGGAUGGAUGGAGCUGCGCUCGUGACAGCCGGGUGCCGAGCGCUGGUGAGCGCGCAGCCCUCCCCCCUGCCAAGGAUGCAGCAGGGCCGCCCGUCCCUCUGCUGCGUCUCCGCCGUCCGCAGCUCGCGGGGUGCCCCCGAGCCAGGUGAGGGGGCCGCCGCUCACUUCAGCUUCUGCCGCAGCCUCCUGGAGCACACGGUGUCGGCCGAAAACCUCAGCUACCGCCUGCAGCGCAGCCCCGGCACCAGCCUCACCUGGCACGACGGCCGCAGCCAGCGCUCGGAGGGCGCCCGCGCCGUCAAGCUCCUGCGCCAGCCGGGCACCGAGGGCGCGCAGGGCCGUGGCUGCGAUCAUUAUGGCAUUUACCACACCAGCCCCACGCUGGGCAGCCUUACCAAGCCGGUGGUGCUCUGGACGCAGCAGGAUGUGUGCCGAUGGCUGAAGAAGCACUGCCCGCACAACUACCUGGUCUACGUGGAGGCUUUCUCACACCACGCCAUCACAGGUCGGGCGCUGCUGCGGCUCAACGGGGAGAAGCUGCAGCGCAUGGGCAUCGCUCACGAGGCGCAGCACCAGGAGGUCCUGCAGCAGGUCCUGCAGCUCCAGGUGCGCGAGGAGGUCCGAAACCUGCAGCUGCUCAGCCAAGAUUGUACCAGCACUGUGAACCGAGCACCUCUGGGAUGGACUGUGCACCGCAGAUACGAGACCUGAACCGCGUGCUUGGAAUACGAAGAGGCAGCUUCCGAGCCACUCCGGGGCUUCUCUCUUUCUUCUUCUCUCUUUCUUUUCUACGAACACAUCGCUGCGCAGAGCUGGGCUGCUUCCUCCAGCAGACGAGGCUCCCAGCCAGAGGAAGAGGAGCAGAACAGCCCCGGGGAUGGAUGAACUCCUGCCCGUCUGAGCCUGACCCCUCGCAGGGGGAAAUUGCGGAGAGAAGACGGCGACGAGCGGGGCUCAGCGGUGCCGACAGCCUGAGCACGGCCACCCCUGGGACAGAUUGGAGCCACCCACGGGACGCUGAAACCUCGGGCACGUGAGUGGUGUCCCAGCACCUGGAGGCUCUCGGCACAGCUGGGGAGUGCUCCAGGCUCUGCCUGUGUCAAUGCCUCGGAGCUUGUUUGGGGAGCUUUAGCUUUCUCCUCAGGCUGGGCUGUCUUCCAGUGGCCUAGGAGAUAACGUCGGUAGCGAAUAAUGUGACCCCAUCGGGCAAAAAAACGAGAAGCAGGGCAGAGUCACCAGCGCCUGGCUCCACUUUGUGAAUUAAAGAGGAGCUGAGGCACCGAGGGCAGCAACCCAGGGGUUGGCACGCCGUGGCCGUGCUCCGGAGGACGCUGCGCCAGGAGCUCCCCGCAUCCUUCUCCGUCCGUGUGCCCAGCCUCCCGUCCUCCGCUCCCAGGGUUUUAUUUAUUUCCCCCUCCAAUUGCUGGCUGGGCUCCUUGCAGAGCUCUGCCUCCACAGGGCUUUUGCAAAAGCCUGGGGCUGGUGGCGGUGCCACUGAUGCCAGCAGCAUCCCGAUAACCCGGCUGAUGAUUUUUGGGUCCCUGCCGAGCCGGCAGGCAGCACCCCAGAGCCACGGGGACUUGGCAGAGGUGGGUGCCCGGGAGCCAGUGGCCGCCGUGCACCGCCGCCUCCUGCUGUGUGAAUAAAAUCAGACUGGUGUUUUA
This is a messenger RNA of Anas platyrhynchos (mallard), 1852 nucleotides long. The record is from RefSeq and is a predicted model, not a curated record. Lineage: Eukaryota; Metazoa; Chordata; Aves; Anseriformes; Anatidae.